GCACGAACAUUUUCAACUCUUCAAACUUCGUCAAAGAGUCUGGUAAUGCCUGAUCUUUCUCUUUUCACUUCCUUGGUGAAGGGUGCUGGAGUAUAUACCGUCCUCAAGUCGACAAAAGAUGUGAAGCUCCUGUUUCUGCAAAGAUUUAUCCGCCUGUUUGCCUAUGGAGCUUCAUAUAUCAUUCUCGUCCACUUCCUGGCAAACCUCGGAAUAUCCGAUGAACAUGUUGGGUUGUUUAUGACGCUGACGAUGCUUGGGGAUGUUGCCAUCAGCUUCGUUCUGACCAUUAUCACUGAUCAGGUCGGACGACGCAAAGUGCUUGCUGCUGGUGCCUUAUUGAUGGGAUCAAGCGGUAUUGUAUUCGCGCUGAGUAGCAGAUACUGGGCACUGCUUCUUGCGAGCAUUGUGGGCGUGAUCAGUCCUAGUGGGAACGAGAUUGGCCCUUUUCGAGCUGUGGAAGAAUCCAUCCUCUCUCAAUUGACGGAUAAAGAUGACCGUAGUGAUAUCUUUGUAUGGUAUACUAUGUGUGGGACCGCUGGAGCUGCGCUUGGGACAGUGACUAGCGGCUGGAUGAUUCACGCGCUGACAACAUCCGCUACAAGGACCGAGCUCGAAGCGUAUCGGGUGGUGUUCAUACUCUAUGCCGCUCUUGGUUUUGUAAAGAUGAUUUUAACCCUACUCCUGAGUCGGAAGGUGGAACUCGAGAGGAAGCAUCCUGCGUACCAUGAGAUACUCGAACUGGAAAAUGAAGAGCUUCUCACCGAAACCAGUUCAGAGGAGAACGAAGAGACAACGGGACAUAUUCCGAAGCGAAACAACUCUCAGAUGUAUGAACCCGCGGCUGCAAACGGAGGCGUUCUUUCCCGACUCGGUCGUAGAGCUCGAUCGUUGCUACCUCGCAUCUCGUCCCAGUCUCUCUCGAUCCUCUCCCGACUUAUUCUACUCUUCGCUCUGGAUUCCUUCGCCUCCGGCAUGGCAUCACCGUCUUGGCUAACCUAUUUCUUCACCACAUACCACAAGAUCGGCGCUGGAGCACUCGGAACUCUCUUCUUUACAACCAACAUUCUCGCAACACUGUCAAAUUUCACCGCACUUCCUCUUGCCAGACGACUGGGGCCCUUGAAAACAAUGACUUUCACUCAUCUUCCUUCAGCGAUCUUCCUGGGCCUGGUACCUUUGCCUAAAUCCGGAAGUGGAGGAACCUGGAUAGCUAUGGCAUUCUUGAGCCUUCGUGCAUGUACGCAGAGUAUGGAUCAAGCUCCGCGUCAGGCGUUCCUUGCCGCAGCCGUGAGGAACGAGGAGAGAACAGCCAUCCUAGGAGUCGUUAACAUUGUUAAGACGAUUGCUCAGGCCGGCGGCAUAGGUUCCUCGGGGUUCCUAGCUGGCAAGAAGAUGUGGGUGGUUAUGCUGAGCGGCGCCGGGUUGAUGAAAGCAGGCUAUGACCUGUUGAUUCUGUGGACGUUCCUUGGACUACCUGAACGCGAACGAUAAGCUAGUCCUUUUUGCUUUGUACUGAAUUGCGAACCAGGCCGUCCUGGACGCCAAUUCCGAGCUUUAGGUAAGCUGAAGCGUUGACAGGACAACGAUCGAUUAUCUGGACAGCGGCCACGUCUGUGUCUGCUGUCGGUCGAGAUGGUAUAGAGCACAUGAAGAGCCUGCAUGCUCUGUUCUCCAUAGGAGGCAAGAUUUCAGACGCACCGGGCUCUUAUCAACGGCGAAAGUUCAUCCCAGCCUAGCCUAAAGAGCUAGACCAGGAGUGUAGUGAAAUAUCGGGCUGACUCAAUCCUCGGAAACACAUGGCGGACUUUGGGAAAACGAGUGGGUUGGUAGAAAACAUUUUGGAGCAUCUACAGUA
Westerdykella ornata is the source of this 1855-nucleotide messenger RNA. Its product is annotated as major facilitator superfamily transporter. The transcript has 2 exons. Gene Ontology annotation, cellular component: fungal-type vacuole membrane. Gene Ontology annotation, biological process: transmembrane transport. The record is from RefSeq and is a predicted model, not a curated record. Gene Ontology annotation, molecular function: transmembrane transporter activity. The coding region runs from base 46 to 1491 and encodes 481 amino acids. Lineage: Eukaryota; Fungi; Ascomycota; Dothideomycetes; Pleosporales; Sporormiaceae.